GCGGCGCGGCGCGGCGGCGCACUCGAGCAUGGCCGCUGCCGCGGCGGGAGGAGCCCCGGGUCCGGCCCCCGGCCCCGCCAGGCCCGCGCCGGCCUCCCGGAACCCGCCGUCCGUGCCGCGGAGGCGCGGGGACUCCCGGCGGCGCCAGGCCGCUCUUUUCUUUCUCAACAACAUUUCCCUGGACGGACGGCCCCCGAGCCUGGGUCCUGGCGGCGAGAAGCCACCACCGCCACCGCCCACCGAGGCCCGCGAGCCGCCCGCGCCGCCGCCCGCUCCACCCGGAGGCCUCCCGGGCCUGCCAGCCAGGCCCGCGCCCCAGGGCCUGCUCAGCCCCACCACCGCGCCCGCCGGCCUCGGCCUGGACGGGCAGCGCCAGAGGAGACGAGUCACAUCUCAGCGCUGUUCCCUCGAGUUUCUGGAAGAUGCAGUGGGAUGUGCCUCGGUGCAGAGAACCAAGCACGCAUCUGGAUCACCAAGACAUAAAGGCCUGAAGAAAACCCACUUCAUCAAGAACAUGAGGCAGUAUGACACAAAGAACAGCAGGAUUGUACUCAUCUGUGCCAAGCGGUCCCUGUGUGCAGCCUUUUCAGUCCUGCCCUAUGGAGAGGGCCUACGGAUCAGUGACCUGAGGGUGGACAGCCAGAAGCAGAGGCACCCAUCCGGCGGCGUUUCUGUUUCUUCCGAGAUGGUCUUUGAGUUGGAAGGCGUUGAGCUGGGAGCAGAUGGAAAGGUCGUGUCUUAUGCAAAGUUCCUGUAUCCUACUAAUGCCCUGGUUACACACAAGAAUGACAGCCAUGGCUUGUUGCCUCAGCCUCGGACCAGCAUUCCCCGGGCUCCACCAGGUUCAAGACACAAAUCUAUGCCUACCAAGUCAACACCAGCUGGCACAGAACUAGGAAGCGACGGGGGAGAUGCAGUAGAGUACAACCCCAACCUCCUGGAUGACCCACAGUGGCCUUGUGGGAAGCACAAACGGGUACUUAUCUUUGCUUCAUACAUGACCACGGUAAUAGAGUAUGUGAAGCCUGCAGACCUCAAAAAGGACAUGAACGAGACCUUCAGGGAGAAGUUCCCUCAUAUCAAACUGACAUUGAGCAAAAUUAGGAGUUUAAAGCGUGAGAUGCGGAACCUUUCUGAAGAGUGCAGCUUGGAGCCUGUGACCGUGUCCAUGGCCUACGUGUACUUUGAGAAGCUUGUACUGCAGGGCAAGCUCAACAAACAGAACCGCAAACUGUGUGCUGGUGCCUGCGUUCUAUUGGCUGCCAAGAUCAGCAGUGACCUCCGCAAGAGCGAAGUGAAGCAGCUGAUUGACGUGAGUGCAGAGGUAAACUGGAGGAAAGAUUCCGGUUCAACAGGAGAGAUCUCAUUGGAUUUGAGUUCACAGUGCUUGUGGCUUUGGAACUGGCCCUGUACCUCCCUGAGAACCAAGUGUUACCUCACUACAGACGCCUCACCCAGCAGUUCUAGUCCAGAACAGUGCACCCCACAGGAAGGCUGCCUGGUAGGAAGGCAUGCAGCUUGGCUAGAGCACUGAGAUGACUAGUGGCCCUGUCCUCCUCCAAUACUGCACUUCUCCUCAGAGCCCAAGGUGGCUCUGGGUUUCCUUGGCAACUUCACCUUCACCCCGAAGUGGCACUUUGACUGCACCUCAAGGCACUUCUGAGGAGUUUCCUGGAGUAAAUGAACAGUGUGGGGCUUGGUUUGUUUUUCAUGUGCCUGAGACCAGCCUGGUUUACAUUGUCAGUCCUGAGGUCCAGCCUUUACUUUGCCUAGGCCUUGCAACCCAUCAGCCGUGAAGCCAUUCCUGUGGAGACCUUGGUGUCCAGACUUUUCUGAACAUGCUAGAAUUGCCAGACCUAACACAUUUUUCUGGACAUGGCUGUGCAUGACGCCAAGACCCUGACCCCAUCCCUACAUCAACACAUUUUUUUUGUCAAGAUGCAAGGAAGGACAGACACCUUGACCCAUUCUGACAUUGCUCACUCUUAGACCUUGUUAAAGCAUCUAUCACUGUGAAGUCCUUAUGCCAUCACAUAUACAGUGGGGCUUGGCCAAUACCAUCACCCACCCCACCCACCUCCUACUAGGAAAACUUCCCUGCAUCACUGGACCUUUAAGACAACUGCUGACUUCAGGCUCCUGACUUUUCCUAAGCAAUAUCAUGUAGAAAAGGUAUUGUAAUUUGAAAUUUGGUCUCUAUACAAACAGAAGCUAGCCUGGUAAGGUUUGCUGGUGACUAAACCACGCUUGACACUCAAGCAGGAAGGCACUGACCUCUAACAGGGAGCCCAUCAGUGACUCCUGAGCAAAGUAGAUGCCGUCUAGGCCAACUUGCUUAUGUAUCCACUGUGCCACUGCCCCUCUGCUAGCACUGAACAGGCCCCUCCUCUGCUUUCCCAGGUCCGUUCUUCCAUUCUUCCUGCACACUGGUUACUAGCCCAGAUUGCCAUGGUACAGUUAGUCCCGCUGCUGGCAACUGCUUGGAUCCACCUCACCACAGCCCCAACAAUGUUCAUGCCUCUCAGGACAGUGUCCAACCACCUAGGCCCAGAGAAUCUCUAAUAGCUUAUACAGGAACCUUGCAAGAUAGUGACAAACCAGUCUUGGGUCCCAACCAUGUUUAUGCCAGGAUAAGUAUGCUCAUGCCUCUACAGCAUCUUGGGCUCAAGACAGUGGUCCUGGCAUGGCAGACAAGUCAUCUGACUUGACUACCCUUGGAGGACAUACCCAGGCAGUUUCCUCUAGUCUAGAUGUGAUGUUGAAGAUGGUAAAUAGUAAUAACCUAGGCCUGUAUUAUUUAUGUAGUAGGAUUUAUUCAUCUACCAACCUUAUCUGCUGGAAGUCCUUCCCUGCCCUCAAUACCAAGAGCUGCUGACGUGUCAAACCAAGCACUGUUGUGACAAAGCCAACCCUUAAACCAAAUGACAGGAGGAACCCACAAUCCUAUAGACUGAGUCCAGAAAUCUGAAUAUACCCCUGGUGUCCAGCUGGACUGUGACCCAAUGCCACAGACCUGGUGCUGCACCCUUAGCACCCAACAGUGGACACAACUGUGUGAGAAUAUCGGACCUCAGAAUGUUGUGUAUGUCUGAUAGGUUUUGAAUGGAUGGUGUUUAAAUGUUUUUGUUAAAGUAAAACUUGUUUUUGCAACAUA
Meriones unguiculatus (Mongolian gerbil) is the source of this 3154-nucleotide messenger RNA. It is a transcript of the gene Cables2, whose product is annotated as Cdk5 and Abl enzyme substrate 2. The coding region runs from base 29 to 1534 and encodes 501 amino acids. The transcript has 10 exons. NCBI's taxonomy places the organism in Eukaryota, Metazoa, Chordata, Mammalia, Rodentia, Muridae. The record is from RefSeq and is a predicted model, not a curated record. Gene Ontology annotation, biological process: regulation of cell cycle.